This is a messenger RNA of Symbiodinium necroappetens, 2583 nucleotides long. Lineage: Eukaryota; Dinophyceae; Suessiales; Symbiodiniaceae. The record is from the annotation of a GenBank genome assembly.
AUGGGUGAUGACGGCCGGUCUUCCGACCUCCAGGUAGGGAGCCGAGUCUUCGUCCACGGCCUCGCUUCGGAAGCCGGCAGCCCGCUGAACUUUCGCUGUGGCGAGGUGGUCAAAGCCCAGGAAGAUGGUCGGCUCGGUGUGCGAGUGACCGGUGUUGAAGGUGCGCCGAAGCUCAUCAAGCGGAUGAAUCUUCUCAGCGCCAGCCCCGAGGUCAUGCAGAUGUUUCGUGCCCUGAUACUCUGGAGCCUAGCAGCAGCAGGCACUUGUGAAGAGGCUUUGGUCGCCUACACCUUCGCAGGGCGUGGUAGUUCGGACGCCAUCCAGGCAGUCCUGUCGCGUGUGCUCGGUCUAAACCCCACAGAGGUUGUGAAGGCCUUUGACCUCAAAAUCGUCGCGAACUGCAGCCGAGUGCCCCCGUCGGCAAGAACUGAGCUUUGUUUCGAACUGAGCGAUGCAGAAGACGGGCGGAUCCGCAUCGCAGCUACAAGUGGCCCGGAGUUGGCCUAUGGUGCCAGCUGGUAUUUGCGUACACGCUGCAACAUGUCCUUUUCCUGGAAUCGCACGGGUGGAAACCAGGUAUCCGUGCCAAAGUCGUGGCCAGGAGUGGGUGGGAAGAUCAUUAAAUACCGCAAGGUACCCAUGAGUUACUUCAACAAUGUCGUGACAUUCAGCUACAGCUACACAUGGUACUCCUUCAAGGACUGGGAAGCUUGGCUUGAUUGGGCCGUUCUGAGCGGGGUGAACUUGGUAAUCGCAUACACAGGACAGGAGGAGAUUUACCGUAAGACUUUCAACACCUUUGGAGUGAACAACUCGGAGUUUGCAUCCUGGAGCAACGGUGCCGCUUGGCUGGCCUGGAGUCGGGGCCAGUCCAUGCACGGCAUCGGUAGCAGCUGCGGAGACGGCUGCAUGCCCCUACCUUUCAGCUGGAUGACUGGGCAGUGGGAGCUCCAGAAAGAGAUCCUUCGCCGCAGCCGCAGUCUCGGUUUGGUCUCUGUCCUUCCCAGCUUCCAGGGCAACAUCCCGCCCAUCUUCCGGCAGCUCUACCCGCAGGCCAACAUCAGCAAGACCGGGGCUGCUUGGCUGGACGACUUGGAUCCCCUCUUCGGGAAGAUUCAGCAGCGCUACAUGGAGAUCAUGAUCAAGGACUGGGGCACAGACCACUGGUACGAGACGGACGGGUAUUUCAACCAGAACCAAGGUCCCUGGGCACGUUCGCACACUGAGGGACGUCCUUGGCAGCGCUCAGAAGACGUCCCCGCAGAUCCUGAUGCAUAUGCCCACGCCCAGGCGGCAUACCAGUCCAUGAGCAAGGUGGACCCAGAGGCUGUUUGGCUCUACCAGGGCUGGAUUUGGCGUGACUGGGGAGAAGAUAAGCUGCCCUUCAUGAAGGGCUUCGUGUCGGCGGUGCCGCCCAAGCAUUUUGUGAUGUUGGACAUGUUCGACGAGGCCGAUCCGGAAUGGAACAAGUUCAAUAACUUCGGCUAUUUCGGAACUCCGUUCAUUUGGUCGGUCCUGCACAAUUUUGGUGGUAACACAGGAAUGUGGGGAAGCAUUCCUACUUUGAAUUCUGAGUUUUCAGACGCCUUCCAGCACACAGCCAGUGUCGCAGGAACGGGUGCUGCACCAGAGGGGAUUGACCAGAACCCCUUCUACUACAGCUUCUUGACGGACCUUCCGUGGCAGACUGGCCCCAUCGACCUGCAGCAGUGGGCGGCGACCUGGACACAGCAGCGCUACGGCCGUAGUUCGGUUGACGCGGAGGAGGCUUUUCGGCUGCUGCUAGGGUCUGUCUACGGCAAUGAGACGAAUUCUCGGGCGAUUCGGAGUCGCGGCGGCUUCCUUGCCGAGAAGAACGCCGAUGGCCUCACAGCGCUGGCCAUGGGAGGAGGCGAGGCCACACCCCACGAGAGCUGGUACAAGCUGUCAGAUGUGGCGCAAGCCUGGGGAAAGCUGAACACAGCAGCCAAAGCGGGUGUGCCCGAGACCAUGCGAUACGACCUGGUCAAUCUGGGCCGGGAGGUUUUGGGCAAGGUCUCCAACCGCUUCUUCGCUCAGAUGGUAAACGCCACAACCCCUUCUGAGGUCAGCGCGGCAGGCCGGAACCUGCUGGCGGUUCUCGCAGACGCCGACCGUCUCCUAUGCAGCGACCACGGCUUUCUCGCCAGUGCCCGAAUCCGGAGCGCGAAGUCGUGGGCGGAAGGAAAUGCUACGCUGGAGCGCUAUUUGGAACUUGCAGCCCGGAGUCUCACGACGGUGUGGACGCCACAAGAGCCGAACUCGAGCUCCAUCACAACACUCUGCGACUACGCAAACCGCCAGUGGGCCGGCCAGGUCGGAGGCUUCUACACGCUGAGACACAAGUGCUACAUCCGACAGGCCAUGGAGGAUCUUGGUUCCAAGAGGCCCGUGAACAAGACCGCGUUUGAUGCUUGUGUUGCAGCUGCCAGCUACGACUGGACCCACGACUUCGGAUCAGCAAAGUACCCAAUGUGCGAAGAGCCAACAAGUGACGUACUGGCCAUCAGCCAGGAGCUGUUCGAGAAGUACGGUCGUCCCCAGUCAGAGAGCAUCUGGGUCUAG